GGGCGGGGCAGGUUUAUAGCCGCAGAGGAUCAGCUGACGCUCUGCAUUGCAGACUGCGGAGUCGGGCGUCGCGAUGUACGCUCUCUUUCUCCUGGCCAGCCUUCUGGGCGCGGCUCUAGCCAGCCCUGUCCUGGGCCUGAGGGAAUGCACCAGAGGCUCAGCAGUGUGGUGUCAGAACGUGAAGACAGCAGCUGAUUGUGGGGCCCUGAAGCACUGCCUGCAGACCGUCUGGAACAAGCCAACGGUGAAAUCCCUUCCCUGCGACAUAUGCAAAGAUGUCAUCACUGCAGCUGGCGACAUGCUGAAAGACAAUGCCACCGAGCAAGAGAUCCUCGUGUACUUGGAGAAGACCUGUGACUGGCUGCCUAAUCCGAACUUGUCUGCCUCGUGCAAAGAGAUGGUUGACUCCUACCUCCCAGUCAUCCUGGACAUGAUUAAAGGACAAAUGAGCCGUCCUGGGGAGGUGUGCUCUGCCCUCAAUCUCUGCGAGUCUCUUCAGAAGCAUCUGGCAGAACUGAAUCACCAGAAACAGCUCGAGUCCAAUAAGAUCCCAGAAAUGGAUGUGGCUGAGGUGGUGGCUCCCUUUAUGGCCAACAUCCCCCUCCUCCUCUACCCUCAGGACGGCCCCCACAGCGAGCCCCAGCAGAAGGCUGGUGGGGACGUCUGCCAGGACUGCAUCCAGAUGGUGACAGACAUCCAGAAUGCCGUAAGGACCAACUCCACCUUUGUCGAGGCCUUGGUGGACCAUGCCAAGGCGCAGUGUGACCUCCUGGGGCCCGGCAUGGCUGACAUGUGCAAGAACUAUAUCAACCAGUAUUCUGACAUUGCCGUCCAGAUGAUGAUGCAUAUGCAGGAUCAGCAACCCAAGGAGAUUUGUGGCCUGGUUGGGUUCUGCGACCAAGUGAAGGACAUGCCCAUGCAGACUCUAAUCCCUGCUAAAGUGGUCUCGGAGAACAUCAUCCCUGCGUUGGAACUGGUGGAGCCCAUUAAGAAGGACACGGUCCAGGCGAAGGCUGAUGUUUACUGUGAGGUGUGCGAGUACGUGGUGAAGGAGGUGGUCAAGCUCAUUGACAACAACAGGACUGAGGAAGAAAUACUUCACGCUUUGGAUAAAGUGUGCUCAAAGUUGCCUGCGUCCUUAUCUGAAGAGUGCCAGGAGGUGGUGGACACUUACGGCGCCUCCAUCCUGUCGAUUCUCCUGCAGGAGGCAAGCCCUGAGCUCGUGUGUGGCAUGCUCCAUCUGUGCUCCACCCAGGGGCUGCCUGUGCUGCCUGUCCGUGUGAUUCAGCCCAAGGACGGUGGCUUCUGUGAGGUAUGCAAGAAGCUGGUGAGCUAUUUGGACCACAACCUGGAGAAAAACAGCACAAAGCAGGAGAUCCUGGCUGCUCUUGAGAAAGGCUGCAGCUUCCUGCCUGAGCCAUACCAGAAGCAGUGUGAUCAGUUUGUGACUGAGUACGAGCCCGUGCUAAUAGAAGUCCUGGUGGAGGUGAUGGACCCUUCCUUCGUGUGCUUGAAAAUUGGAGCCUGCCCUGCAGCCCAUAAGCCUCUUUUGGGAACCGAGAAGUGUGUGUGGGGCCCCAGCUACUGGUGCCGGAGCAUGGAGGCAGCAACCCAGUGCAAUGCUGUGGAGCAUUGCAAACGUCACGUGUGGAACUAGAAGGGGGACGUUCCAUCUUGGAGAAACUGCAGCAUCUUUUCCUACUUGUGUGUCUGGGGCAGUGAACACUCUGAUCUGUUGACUCUGUUAUAAAAAUAGGUUCCCUUUCCCUCCCUCCCUUUCCUGUCCCCUGUAGCAUUGCUGUCCGUGCAGGAGGCGCCUGGCCUGCAGCUGCCCCCGUUGCUUCACUGUCCCUUUCCUUUGCCUAGACGGGUGAGGACGGACCGUGCCCCGGAGGACUUUCAGCCUGCCCUUGCGUGGUGGUUCCCUGGAGGAGGUGGUGGGGGGCUCUGGGGGCUGGCGUGAGCCAGAGCUGCUUGACAGAGGCCCUCCAUCCUGUUGGCUGGGGCCUUGUUCUGAGCCCUCUGCCUGCCCCUCAGCAGGGACCUCCCCUCUUCCAGGGCUGCUCUCCA
Messenger RNA from Odobenus rosmarus divergens (Pacific walrus), 2070 nucleotides. It is a transcript of the gene PSAP, whose product is annotated as prosaposin. Bases 74 to 1657 code for a protein of 527 amino acids. The record is from RefSeq and is a predicted model, not a curated record. Gene Ontology annotation, cellular component: lysosome. NCBI's taxonomy places the organism in Eukaryota, Metazoa, Chordata, Mammalia, Carnivora, Odobenidae. Gene Ontology annotation, biological process: sphingolipid metabolic process. The transcript has 15 exons.